Molecule: messenger RNA, 2081 nt
Organism: Photinus pyralis (common eastern firefly)
Lineage: Eukaryota; Metazoa; Arthropoda; Insecta; Coleoptera; Lampyridae
Product: glucose dehydrogenase [FAD, quinone]-like
Exons: 3
Coding region: 140-1963 (607 amino acids)
Molecular function (GO): flavin adenine dinucleotide binding; oxidoreductase activity, acting on CH-OH group of donors
Source: RefSeq, a predicted model, not a curated record
AUUUUUUUGGUUAAAUCCUAGUUAUCUGGAGGUUUUUAAAGAUAAGUGACGUAAGUUGAUUGCACCGCCAGUGACGUCGAAGCACUACGUGUAUAUAAAUAAAGGUGGGAAUAAACCACAUGCGAUUCGCACCUGGACCAUGGUGGUAAUCUACGAAUGGUUUCUUUUGCUUUUGGUCGGCUCAGUUGGACCACAUUCGGAUGUUGAGUACCUGGAGGAUUUAAUAGCCGAGGAAAUUAAGCGCUCGACUGCAUACUCAUUUCCAAAGGACGCCGGCGAGUAUCGCACCUUUAAUGAUUACCCAAGAGUGUUUGGUGUCGUCGACUUCGUGGUCAUCGGUUCCGGUUCCGGGGGAUCCGUGGUGGCCAGCAGGUUGUCGGAGAAUCGCAACUGGUCAGUUCUUCUACUGGAAGCGGGAGGUGAAGAGAGUAAUUUUACCGAGAUCCCUGCCAUGUCUAAUUAUGCGGCCAACCUGGAGUACAACUGGGGUUUCAACAGCACUUUUCAAAGCACUUGCUGCUUGGGCAUGAAUGGAAUUUGCCCUUUUCCUAGAGGCAAGUCGCUUGGUGGCACGACGGCAAUCAACGUGCUGGUCUACGCCAGAGGAAACAAGAUGGACUACGACAAGUGGUCGGAGGAUAGCCCAGGGUGGGGGUACCGAGACGUUUUGCCAUACUUCAAGAAAUCGGAAAACUUUAACACCAAGGGCGACAAAGGCUACCACGGCUACGGUGGUUAUUUAAAUGUCGAACGUCAUUCCCCAACAAGCAAGAAGGUGAACGCCCUCCUCAAAGCCUACGCGGAACUUGGUUACCCAAUGGUGGACAUCAACGGUUACAAUCAGCUGGGUGCCAGCAGCAAUCAGUUCAAUACGCUCCACGGUCGCCGCCAGAGUUCAGCCAAGGCCUUCUUGACAUCCACGCGUCUCCGCCGCAACCUGAAGAUCUCCACUCACAGCUACGUCACCAAGAUCCUCACCGACCCCAUCACCAAGGCAGCAACCGGCGUCCUGUUCUCUCACAAAAACACCAAGUACAUCGCGAAAAUAAAAAAGGAAGUCAUCCUCUCGGCCGGCGUGGUCGGAUCACCAGCGAUCCUCAUGCAUUCCGGCAUCGGCCGCAAGCGCCACCUCAACGAGCUCAAGAUUCCGCUCGUCAAGGAUCUCGAGGUCGGCGAAAACUUGCACGAUCACCUGAUCUUCUACAACAUUUAUUUCACCACCUCCAUCACCGAUCCGGUGUACACGCUGCGCGAGUCCAUCGCCCAGUACCUGCACGGUUUCGGACCACUGACCAUAGCCACGAACCCGCAGGGAAUCGCGUUCUUUCAACUGUCGACGAAAAACACGACCGUGCCCGAUAUCGAACUCGUCUUCGUUCCCACCGUUACGACGAACACGUCCGGGUUCGUGGCGGGCGUCCGAGACGACGUCGUCAGGCGCAUGUGGUCGAGGAGGUCCGACGAGCAAAUCUCGCAGAUCACGCUGGUGCUGCUCCACCCGAAGACGCGCGGGCGCGUGUUUUUAAACUCCAGCGAUCCCUUCGCGUAUCCGCUAAUCGAUUCCAAGUGCCUCGCCGACGAGGGUAACGCGGACAAGGAGACCGUUUACAUGGGAAUCGAAAAGGUGAUGGAGCUCUUCGACACCGAGGCCUUCAGGGAGAUGAACGCCACCUUGAUUCCCGACUCGAGGUGCGCCGAUCUCGGUUUUAGAUCGCGCGAGUACUGGAUGUGCUUGAUCCCUUGGUCGUCGUUGAAUGCGUACCACGGGGGAGGGACGUGCCGAAUGGGGCCGGACCCGCGGCACGGUGCCGUUGUCGAUAGCAGGCUGAAGGUUUACGGCGUUAGAAACCUGAGGAUCGCCGACGCGAGCGUCAUCCCGAUCACCAUUUCGGGUCACAUGAGCGCGCCGGCCAUGAUGGUGGGCGAACGGGUGGCCGACUUCAUCAAGGAGGAUUAUAAAUAAAUGAACUCUCAGCAAUUUUCAAUUCAUUAUUCAUAAUGCGUUCCUGUUAUCCUGUAACAUUUAUUUAUUUAUUUCGGAAUUGUGGGAUUUUAAUCCGGCCGAUUAAGUAAGCAUAAUU